Oryzias latipes (Japanese medaka) is the source of this 3161-nucleotide messenger RNA. RefSeq names its product serine palmitoyltransferase, long chain base subunit 2b (gene sptlc2b). The record is from RefSeq and is a predicted model, not a curated record. NCBI's taxonomy places the organism in Eukaryota, Metazoa, Chordata, Actinopteri, Beloniformes, Adrianichthyidae. Gene Ontology annotation, cellular component: serine palmitoyltransferase complex. Gene Ontology annotation, biological process: ceramide biosynthetic process; sphingosine biosynthetic process. Gene Ontology annotation, molecular function: pyridoxal phosphate binding; serine C-palmitoyltransferase activity.
UCCGAGCUCGUGCGGUCACGCUCCUCGGUGGGCGUUAAAUCCGUCUUCCUCCUAUCUCAUUCAGGACUUUACGGUUAAUGUUACACAAGCCGCCGCCGUUUAUUUCGUGACAUUUCAAGGCGCGGUCGAUCGGUGAAGAUGACGGAAAGCUCUGGGAGCAAGCUGCUCAACGGGGAAGCCUGUCAGCGGACCCUACGUGGGAAAAAUGCGGGCAAAAAUGGCUUCGUGAAGAACCACUGUGUGUUCGAACAUCCACGGAAGUAUCGCCGCCCAACGGAAAGGAGCCAAAAUGCAGCCCCAAACUCCAGUUUGUAUAAGAAGCCGUUUUCCGAGUCGUUUGAGGAGACCCCGCUGCUGGUGGCGGUGCUCACCUACAUGGGCUACGGCAUCCUCACCAUAUUUGGCUACUUCAGAGACUUUCUGCGCCACUGGAACAUCGAGAAGUGCCACAUCGCCCAUGAAAGGGAGCAGCAGAAGGAUUUUGUCCCGCUCUAUCAAGACUUUGAGAACUUCUACACGAGAAACUUGUACAUGAGGAUCCGAGACAACUGGAACCGACCCAUCUGCAGCGUCCCUGGCGCUAAAGUGGACUUGGUGGAGAGAGUUACGCACAACUACAACUGGACAUUCGAGCACACAGGGAAGGUGGUGAAGGACGUUAUCAACAUGGGUUCAUACAACUACCUCGGCUUCGCCGAGAACACGGGAGCCUGCGCCAGCGCCGCCAUCGAAACCACACACGCGUACGGCGUUGGCGUGGCCAGCACCCGCUGCGAGAUCGGAAACCUGGAUAUCCAUGAAGAGCUGGAGCAGCUGGUAGCCAGGUUUCUUGGAGUCGAGUCGUCCAUGGCGUUCGGCAUGGGCUUCGCCACCAACUCCAUGAACAUUCCCCCUCUCACUGGGAAGGGUUGCCUCAUUUUAAGUGACGAGCUGAACCACGCCUCUCUGGUUCUGGGCGCCCGGCUGUCAGGUUCCACCAUCCGCGUCUUCAAACACAACAACAUGCAGAGCCUGGAGAAGCUGCUGAGAGACGCUAUUGCUCAUGGGCAGCCGCGAACUCACAGACCAUGGAAGAAGAUUCUCAUCGUGGUGGAGGGCAUCUACAGUAUGGAGGGGUCCAUCGUGCGUCUGCCGGAGGUCAUCGCUCUGAAGAAACGCUACAAGGCGUACCUGUACCUGGAUGAAGCUCACAGUAUCGGGGCUUUGGGGCCCAACGGCAGAGGAGUAGUGGAUUACUUUGGCCUGGACCCCAAAGAUGUUGACAUCAUGAUGGGAACGUUUACAAAAAGCUUCGGCGCUGCUGGCGGAUACAUCGGAGGAAGAAAGGAGCUGAUUGACUACUUGCGCUGCCACUCCCACAGCGCCCUGUAUGCCACGUCCAUGUCGCCUCCUGUGGCUCAGCAGAUCAUCUCCUCCAUGAAGAUCAUCAUGGGAGAGGACGGGAGCACGCUGGGUAAAGAUCGUCUCAGGCAGCUUUCGGAAAACACGACCUACUUCCGCAGGAAACUCCGGGAAAUGGGAUUUAUCAUUUACGGGAACGACGAUUCGCCCGUCGUGCCCCUCAUGCUCUACAUGCCCGCCAAAAUCGGGGCCUUCGGCCGGGAGAUGCUGAAGAGGAACAUCGGCACCGUGGUUGUCGGCUUCCCGGCCACGCCCAUCAUCGAGUCCAGAGCGCGUUUCUGUGUGUCGGCCGCUCACACCAGAGAAAUGCUUGACACGGCGCUGAGAGCCAUCAGUGAAGUGGGCGACCUGCUCCAGCUGAAGUACUCCAGACGGGAGCGUCCUCUCUCCACGCCAGGAUGGACGUACGAAGAAAGUCUGCUUCAGGACUGAGUCGCCCCGUCUGCCCUCCCACCCCCUUCUUGCCUAAAACGCUUCCCGUUAGUUCUGCAGACUUGUCUCACCUGUGACAGAAAACCCCCACCUCAUCAGGUCGCACAGCUGUGCACACACUGAAUGUGGAUCUCAUUUGUGCAAUAAAACACCCAAACGUGGAGCUUCUUCCUGAACCAGAAUAAGAGGCGGAGCUUUGACGGGAAUUCCUGCUUCUGCAAAAGAAGGAAAAAAGGAAUUGGGUCACGGCGGUGAUGCUCACAGAGGAAAACACAACAAAUGUAAAUAUUAUUUAUCACAAUGUUUGUGACACUGCCCUAAAGGAGCAGAACAAACACAAAUAUUUCAUCUCCUUCCCAAUCUCUUCUACUUGAACAGAGUAGAGUUUAUUGGAUUCUUUCUCUAACCAAAGGAUAUUUAUGUAUAGAUAUAUUUUCUACCUUUUUAUUUCUUUUGUUUUUUUCCUUUAAUGCAAAGCAGAUGAUCUUAAACGUGUAACCGUGGAAUCCCAGGGCAUCAGACUGAGUAUUUGGCGCCUUUUCUAGUUUUUGGCCUUAUUUACUGUUUACACCUGCACGCCUUUAAUCAUUUACAAAUGUGGCUUUUUUUGUUUUUCCUUUUCUUCACCUCCACAUUUCUUCUCACACAAGUGCUGCUGCGUGACUCUGAGCUUCCAUCUGUAUGCAUGACGGUGUCGCUCAUCCGACGUACAGACGGCAGGCCGCUUUAUUUAUUUUCAAACGUCCUUAAGCGUUGGCUUUUUUUUGUAUCCGUUUGUGACUUCAUGUCUUAACCUGAACUCUGCGCCGCUGACGGGCAUUUCUAAUGCUGGCAUGAAGAGGGCAGUGUGUUCAGGGAAAAUGGUUCCAAGCAUUUCUUUGGAAGGAAAUUUCACAUCCGUCUGUUUUCUGGGUUUUAGUUUGGAUUCUUGUUAGCAAGAUGUUCCUGUUAUGUCCAAAAACAGUGAUGUAACUUAAACAUAUUUCAUGUUUUGUUUUGUUUUUUUGUCUUUUUGACACAGAAGGACUAAAACAUUUCAGGCAGUCCAAUACUUUGGACAGAAAAUGGUUUUACUACAUGUUUAAUUAUUGAUGUGAUGUAAAAAAACCUGAAUUGUGUUCUCAAAGUUUCUGUUUAGAUUUUUUUUUUAUUUUUUAGGUGAAACAUUUCAGCAGAUUUAAUGUCCUGGAAGUCUGACAUCCUAACAGCUUUUACCUGUGAACUUCCGGAUGCACUGAAAACUUUUCCAAAAGUGUUCUUGGAGUCUUAGAGCCAUGUUGACAAAUUUGUUGGAAACUACUUGAAAAGAUUAAAAUCGCUUAAUUGAA